Molecule: messenger RNA, 1866 nt
Organism: Papilio polytes (common Mormon)
Lineage: Eukaryota; Metazoa; Arthropoda; Insecta; Lepidoptera; Papilionidae
Gene: pofut2
Product: GDP-fucose protein O-fucosyltransferase 2
Exons: 1
Coding region: 67-1290 (407 amino acids)
Biological process (GO): protein O-linked glycosylation via fucose
Molecular function (GO): peptide-O-fucosyltransferase activity
Source: RefSeq, a predicted model, not a curated record
UUCACAUUUGAAAUGUCAAUGUCAGAUUAUGUGACCAUGUUUUGAAAAAUUUGAAUUCAGUACAAAAUGAUUUUAUACAAUAAGUUUACACUUAUUAUACUGCAAUUUGUUAUAACGACACUACUAUUCGCUACAGCUAAAGAUGACAACGGUUUCUGUGAUGCGUCUGCGAAAAAUUGUAAACCAGGUUCUGGUGAGAAAUUCUUAUUCUACGACGUGAAUCCCCCCGAAGGUUUUAAUUUACGAAGAGAUGUUUACAUGAGAUUCGCUAUAAUGCUGGCCGAAACACAGAAGGCAGGUAAAAAAUUAAACUGGCGUUUAGUGCUACCACCUUGGCAUCGACUUUACCAUUGGAAAACAGGCGCGCAAAACAAACCAUUGCCUUGGAAUAAAUUCUUUGAUGUAAAUUCACUCAAAUCAUACGCACCAGUAAUAGAAUUACAAGAAGUUGUAUCAAAAUCGUUUACACCUUUAAAAAUUGACCGUCUUUAUGUACUACAGAAUUACGAAAAUGCUUUCGAGGAUGGUGUAUUUCACGACAAAUGGACCAUUACAGAUGAUUGUAAAUACGACGGUCUGUUUUGGGGAUAUAAUAAUAUCACCGUAAAAGAGACGGUUUGUGUUAAUUUUCAAGGGAAAAUAACAAAGUUAUGGGAAAUAAUUGCACUCCACCCAAGAGAUAAAAAUGUCAUGUUUUCGCAUGGUGAAAUACCUUUACACAACUCCUACGGCACUAAAGCAUAUUGGGACUGUAGAAAAAGCAUGAAAUUCAAUACCGGCUUAAUUAAAACCGCUAAAAACUACAUAUUACAAUUUCUAAACUGUAAAAUUGAGAAAUGUACUAACUAUGUAAGCGUUCACUGGAGGCGGAGGGACUUUGCGUACAGUAGAGGAAAGGAUGUCCCAUCACUACAAGAGACUGGUAAACAGAUAGAUAGAAUAAUAAAUAACAAUGUACAAGAUAUUAAAACAAUUUUUAUUGCAACUGAUGCAUCGGAAACUGAAAUAACUACAUUAGAAAAUGAUCUUAAACAAUUAGGAUAUAAAGUAUACUUUUAUAUACCUAGUAAAAAGGAAUUAGAGAUGUACAAAGAUGGUGGAGUUGCAAUUAUCGAUCAAAUUAUAUGUUCCCAUGCUGCUUAUUUUAUUGGCACCCAUGAGAGUACUUUUACAUUUAGAAUACAAGAAGAAAGGGAGAUAUUAGGCUUUCCGAGCUCAACUACAUUUAAUAGGCUCUGUCCUGAUAAAGGGAAAUGUGAAACACCAUCAAAAUGGACUAUUAUUAACUAAAGAUGUCACUUGAAAUGCAAGUUUAGAUAGAUGUUUGUUAGAGUUUUACAGCUGAAUGGAUCUUGAUGAAAUUUAGCAUAGAUGUAGAGGGUAGUAUGGAAGAACGCACACUUCUGUGUAAUUCCAUGUGGACAAAGUCUCCUCUGAGAGUUAGUAAUAAAUAUUUUGUUACAGUUUUACAGAAUAUCUCAAAUAACUGCCUUCUCUAGCAUAUCCUCUGCAAUACAUACUUUCCCCUACAUAGUGCACAGUAUGUACUCUUACAUCUCUCAGCUUGAAUAUUUGAAUUCACUGCCUUCUCUAGCAUUUGCUAGAAAGAUAAUAUUCUCUGUCAUGAAAUAGUGUUUUUUUUUUAGAUUUAAGGACCUAAUAGUAAGAAAGUCUUCCAAUAUUAAGUUAGUUUUACUAUGAACCUAUCUUGUUAAACUAUGCAUAGUUUUGUUCUGGUUUAACCAUAAGUAGAACUUCCUAAAGGGGUUUUUCUUCCAAUUGUGCCAUAUUAGUUAUAAAUACAUAUUCAAACAAAUAUUUAAGUCCCUUUCUUUUCCACCCUUAAGAGGAAAGGAUGGGGAGGUA